Messenger RNA from Myripristis murdjan (pinecone soldierfish), 297 nucleotides. RefSeq names its product somatostatin 6.2 (gene sst6.2). The coding region runs from base 1 to 297 and encodes 98 amino acids. The record is from RefSeq and is a predicted model, not a curated record. NCBI's taxonomy places the organism in Eukaryota, Metazoa, Chordata, Actinopteri, Holocentriformes, Holocentridae. The transcript has 2 exons.
AUGAGAAUACUAUUGAGUCUGGCCCAAGUGGCGUUCAUGCUAUGUGCUGCAAGAGGAAAUAUAAUUGCUUUGCCUAUAGAUGACAACCUGGGACUACAGCGCAGUCAGGAGUUUGCAGAGGAGCAGAGGAACUUGCAGCAGAUUUUUUCAGGCAUGAAACUGCCGCCGUUUGGAGACGUGGAUCCAGGGAAGCACCUCCACCUGCAGAUGGAGGAGAGGUCCCUCAGGAAGCACAUCCCCUCCCGCAGCAGAUCGCCCUGUAAGAGCUUCUUCUGGAAGACCUUCUCAGUCUGCUAG